Messenger RNA from Actinia tenebrosa (Australian red waratah sea anemone), 2028 nucleotides. RefSeq names its product sister chromatid cohesion protein DCC1. Gene Ontology annotation, cellular component: chromosome, centromeric region; Ctf18 RFC-like complex; chromatin. Gene Ontology annotation, biological process: mitotic sister chromatid cohesion; maintenance of mitotic sister chromatid cohesion. The record is from RefSeq and is a predicted model, not a curated record. Lineage: Eukaryota; Metazoa; Cnidaria; Anthozoa; Actiniaria; Actiniidae.
AGAUAAAGAAAUAAAAUAUGGCGGGAAACAUAGAACAGCCGAGAACAAUUGAAGAUGUACAACUCUCUGCUAAUGCUGCCGGUCUUGUCUCUGUGGGCCCUGUGCAGACACUGAAGUUCUCAGAGAACUGCAUGUCGAAUGAAUACAAGUUGAUUGAACUGCCGCCAAAAUUACUUGAAAAAUUACAGCAAGGAGAAAGUUUUGUUAUUCGAGGUGAAAAUCAAGAAGAUGCAAUGCUCUGUACGAAAGAUUCCACAUAUGAAAUCAAACUAGCUGAUACCUCCAAUGCCUUGUUAUUGACACCAGAAUGUCAAACAAACAAGGAUCCAGGUUUCAAGGAUCAGACAGCAGACUUAAUUGAACACCAGGUGUGCAGUUGUCAUUCAGAAUAUUUUGAAGUGAGAUUGGUCAGACCUCAACUUUAUAAACUACGUAAUUUAAUCCGAGAGACUUUGUACAGAGGACCUGAAUAUGAAACCAAGGAAAAUGGUGAAUUGAGAACCAAAGUCAAGUAUUCUUUUGAUGACUUGUUAAAUCUUGUUCAAGCAAGUGAAAAGGAAAUCUGGGAUGCAUUAGAAAAACUUGGUGCCAUUGCAAUAAAUGGCUGUUGGAGGCUAUUGGACUCCGAUUAUGAGGACAAAGUAAUUAUAAGUAUUUUGAAUUUAUUGGAAGAGAAAGAUUGGGAUUGUUAUGGAGAAAGAUUGAACGUAGAAAAUGAAGACGACCAGACUAUUUUAUAUGCAUUAAAUGAAGAUAAAAUAUGCCAGUUUUAUGCGCAAUAUCUCUUACGUCCAGCGGACAGGUUUAAUUACCACGAGUUCAUGGAUUCCUGGCAGCAGAGCGUGCCAGACGGAAUGACGACAAAAUCUGAUCAGCUGUCUGGUAUUGCUCUUACAGACAUGAGAAGUCAUCCUCCUGUCAUCUGGCAUUUUCCUUAUUAUGACUUGCCUGAGAAGCCCGAUAUGAGAUUCAUGAAGUUAUUUAAAGUAAGACAGAAAUGGACAUUUGACGAAAUUCAACCGUAUAUCAGAGAUCUUGUGGAUGCAGGGCAAUCUCUCAAUGCUUUACUCCUAAAGUACGCGCGCUCGUCUAAAGAUGAAACAGGGACUAAAGUCUACAGUUCGAAAAAACCAGUUUAGAACUCGUCAAACUGCUUGGAGAUCAAUCCUUUUUGUACCAGCGUAACAUUUUUCCAAUUUAGACCACGUGUCAUUCUCUUAACCAUAAGAUUCUUUGUUUGAAUUGUACUCAUAUUCAUGUGUCUUCUCGUGUGCAACUGCAACAAUCAAAUCACUUGAAAUUGGUAGGUUUUCCAAUUUUUGUGAAAUGAGUAGAGGCUGGGUACGAGAAUGAUUCGUUUUUUGAUCUCCCCACUCCACCUCUGAUGUAAAGCUACUUAGUUAAGAAAUCAAACAACGAAAAGAUAUGAAGACAUUUACCCGUCACUAUGGGGAGUUGAAGAAGGUAAUAAUGAUAAAAGCAGAAAGAUGUUUUCGCCGAUGAAUCCAAAUAAUUCUAUCCUUUAAUAAACUGGACUUAUGAAAGAAAUUGAUUUUAAACGAUGCAAAAAAAUGAAGAAAGAAAGGAGGGACUAUGGCUCGAAGAAUGAAGAACAGUAAGAAAAAUGAUGAAUGGAAAAAGAAAGGACAGAAAAAUGCAGAAACGAAAAUAAAAGGAAGCGAAAUAGAAACAAAGGAGAAUAAAACGUUAGCUCAGGAUAGUUCGUUCAUGGUAGAGGAUGUUUCGUAGCCACCAUCUUCUUCAUGAUCACUUGUACCUUCGUCAUCAGAUUCCGCCUCCUCAUCACCACAGUCUUCAAGAGAUACCCUGCGCUGCAUCAGUAUUGUGUUUCUAUUUCCCCUGGCCGUCUGAAACAGACUCUUCAGAUCUUGUAUCGUCUCUAUCACACUGAUAUCAACAACAACAACAACAAAAUUAAAAUCUCGCCUAUAUAUUUUUUAAUCAUUAAAGAGAAGGGUUGUACGACGGCUACGUUAUGUUAGUAACAAAAAAAAUUCCAACACAGUC